This is a messenger RNA of Serpula lacrymans var. lacrymans S7.9, 1668 nucleotides long. RefSeq lists its product as uncharacterized. NCBI's taxonomy places the organism in Eukaryota, Fungi, Basidiomycota, Agaricomycetes, Boletales, Serpulaceae. The coding region runs from base 1 to 1668 and encodes 555 amino acids. The record is from RefSeq and is a predicted model, not a curated record. The transcript has 15 exons.
AUGCUACGCAGUAUUUUGUUCGUUGGCCUUCUCUUUGGCUUCGGUGUAGAUGCGUCUGGCGCGCUCACCCAACCUACCGUGAAUUUGGAUAAUGCGACAUUCACUGGAAUCACUGUCGGAAACUUCUCUAAAUUUCUAGGCAUACGUUUUGCACAACCUCCCAUAGGAGACUAUCGUUUUCAGAUCCCUCAACCUUAUCCGGCUUACACCGGUAUGCAUAAUGUUACACUAUAUGGUCCUGCCUGCCCUCAGCAGAAUCCUUCAAAUGCCACUAUCAAGCACGAUGUUUGUACUUGCUUUCCUCACUUAUGCGAGUCUUUUCCCAUCCCGCCCCCCACCACGGAUUGGCUCAGCGAAGACUGUCUCUAUAUUAACGUCAUAAGACCCGCUGGUGCAACGUCAAGCUCGAAGCUACCUGUGCUAGUUCAAUUGUAUGGGGGUGGCUUUGAGACAGGCAUCGCAGAAAAUAACGAUGAAGGCUCUGUUAUUGUACUGAAUAGAGCCAUCGAACUUGAGAAACCUGUGGUGUAUGUCAGUAUGAACUAUAGAUUGAAUGCAUUCGGGUUUUUAGCUAGUCAAGAGGUCAAAAACGAAGGUGUAGGAAACCUUGGCCUUCGAGAUCAGCGUGAGGGGCUUAGAUGGAUUCAAAAAUAUAUCAGUGCAUUCGGAGGCGAUCCGACAAAAGUCACACUCUGGGGCCAAAGUGCAGGAGCAAUUUCCAUCUCCUUUCAGAUGCUCACUAAUGGUGGCAACACGGAGGGUCUAUUUCACGGUGCUUUCAUGCACUCCGGGGCUCCAAUGCCCGUAGGUGAUAUCACCAAUGGUCAGCCAUAUUAUGAUGCGCUGGUGGGAGAGACAGGCUGUUCUGGGGCGUCUGAUACGCUGCAGUGCCUUCGGAAUGUCCCAUAUGAUGAUAUUAUGAUGGCCGUUAAUAAAUCCCCUAAUCUUGAAUCCUAUCAGGCUCUAGCAUUGGCGUGGGCACCAAGAGCCGAUGGCGAUUUUCUAGUGGAUCAUCCCCAGCUGUUAGUGCAGAAUGGAUCAGUUGCUGACAUUCCAUUCGUUUCGAGUAACUGUGACGAUGAGGGAACUGAUUUCUCUUUCAGCACCUGUAACGUUACGACAGAUGGUCAGUUUCGUGACUACCUCUCAACCUACUGGAUCAAAGGAGCACCGGAUGAAAAUAUGACUACCCUGUUGCAACAAUAUCCUCAAGAUCCGACUGAAGGAUCACCUUUUGAUACAGGAAACAACAAUACAUUGACAUCUCAAUUCAAACGCGUUGCAGCCUUCCAAGGAGACGUAGUAUUCCAGGCUCCUCGUCGCUUCUUACUGCACCAGCGCUCAGACGAGCAAAAUACGUGGUCGUACCUUAGCAAACUAAACAAGACUGCCUUGUAUUUAGGUUCGUCUCACGGCAGCGACAUUCGAAGCUUAAUCGGACCUGGUGACACACCAAUGGCUGACUACCUUAUCAACUUUGUCGCAAACCUCGAUCCCAAUGGGGGUGCGAAUCCGGAAUGGCCGCGGUAUACAAAAGAGUCCCCUAAUCUCCUGAUGAUGUCGGACGGACCAACUUUUGGAAAUAUACAGAUCAAUUUCACACAGGACACCUACAGGACGGAUCCUAUGGAAGUUUUGACUAGUCUUUCUCUUGCUUAUCCGCUCUGA